AUGAGGCUUCUCGUGGCCUCAUUGCUCCUCCUGUCGGCGCUGCCCUCGAGCUGGGCCAAGAAACCGAACCCGGACGACCUGUACAUUCUGCUCGACGAGAUGAACAUGUUUUCCUGUCGGGGCGUGAAGAACGAGAUCAAGAUGACCGAGGAGGACGUGAACAUCAUCAACGAGAAGGGGAACCGCGUCUACUACAUCAAGGCGCCCGGCAAUUACUCGCUGCACUUCAAGAAGAUCAAUGUUUUGAACGAUUUCGGCUACCUGACCGGAGAGAUUGGCGUCACGUUGCAGGUCCCGAUUCUGGAAGGCCCUGCGGGUAAGACUAUAGGGUUUUGAGAGUCUUGCUAAGGAAGUUUUUUUUCUUUGUCCGUCUUCUCAUUUUUGAUGAUACGCUUUUUCAAAAGUGCGUCUUUGUCGUGGCGCACAGUGCAUUUGCCUCUUUUUGCACGGUGCGUUCCUUUUCAAGUCAUCUUGCACUGUGCGUUUUCCGUUCUUUCGCACUGUGCAAGGCCUUUUCGAAUCACUUUGCACUGCGCAGUUUGCCCCUUUUUCGCACCGUGCAAACCCUUUUUGGGUCAUUUUGCACUGUGCAAUUUCUCUCUUUUUGCACCUUGCAAGCCCUUUUCGAAUCAUUUUGCACAGUGCGUUUCGCCUUUUUUUGCACUGUGCACUGUCGUUUGCACCUUUUCGAACAUUUUGCACUGUGCGUUUCUCCUUUUUUUUGCAUGGUGCUUUUCGAAAUUUUUGCGCUGUGCAUUUUGCCUCUUUUUCGCACCGUGCAAGCUCUUUUCGAAUCAUUUUGCACUGUGGUUUUGCGUUUUUUUCGCACGGUGCGCUGUCGUUCGCACUUUUUCGAAUGAUUUUGCACUGUGCAAUUUGUCUCUUUUUGCACCGUGCAAGCCCUUUCCGAAUCAUUUUGCACUGUGCAGUUUGUCUUUUUUUGCACCGUGCAAGCAUCUUUUUGCACAGUGCGCUCCUUUUCAAGCCAUUUUGCACUGUGCAGUUUGUAUUUUUUCGCACCGUGCAAGGCCUUUUCGAAUUAUUUCGCACAGUGCGUUUUUCCUUUUUUUCGCACGGUGCAAGCCCUUUUCGGACAUUUUGCACUGUUCAUUUUGACCCAUCGCGCGAAAUGGCUUCCGAAAAAGGCACUUGUCGCGCGCGAUGUCGAUUGCACAGUGCAAACACUAAAAUGCACAGUGCAAAAUGAACUUUUGUUUUCGCACGGUGCGGCUCCUCAACAAAGUGCAGUAACCUCUCGCUGCAAAGAUCGUUGAAUAUCUCGGCCGCCGCUGCGAAUAUCAAGCCAAAAUUUUCUGCAAUAGAUGCUUUGUCUAUGUAAAAUAUGUAUGCAAAAUUUGAUGAAGAUCGCCCAUAAGGUACCUUUGCUAUGAACAUAACUUUUGCAAUGAUUUUUUAAACAUUUUUGAUGACAAAAAACUUUUUUGAUGACUAAAAUCAUGUCUUAUCUUACGCGUAAGGCCUGAAAAUGGGCUCUAAAAGUCUUUGUUGAGAUCUGCAUGUUGUCUGCAAACGAUCAAGGCUAUCAAAAGAUCAAGAAAAUAACAUUAUCGGGGGGUUUUCAACUUGUUGCGUCAAGCGCGAUUCUCGCGAGAGGGCAAUCCGUCUUUUAUCCAGAGAAUUGUCGCAAUAUCCGUUCUUCGCGAUGUCAUCCCGAAAGGGCAUUGGAUAACAGGUCAAGACGUGGUUUUAAUCAAAAAAAUAAAGUUUAUAAACAUUAGAUCCAAAAAAAUGAAAAAAUAAAACAAAAUUUUGCAAAAAAUCUUAAUUUUUUUGCCAUUUUUACGCUAAAAAUUAAAAAAUUGUUUGGGGAUUGUAAUAGAAUUUAGUGUAAAAUGAUUUUUUUAUACCCAGAGUGUCAAACAUAGCAAAAAAGUUUUGUUUCUCUAACCCUCUCCUGAUUUUCCAUAGUCUUACAAAAAUUGUUGAAUAUCUCGGCUACUACUGCAAACUUUUGGCUGAAAUUUUGCGGCAUUGAUUUACAUCUCAUACAGAUUGUUAAUGCAAAAUUUGAUGAAAAUCCGAUCUCUGUGACUUUGAGAAUUUCCAUUUUUCUGAAAAUUCUAGCUGAAAAUUACGAUUACGUAUUUUACAAUAUUCAAAAGCCAGAAUUUUUGAAUUUCUUUUGUCCAUAGCAUCAGAAGUCUCUAAUUUUUCAAAUUUCAUAAUGAGGAUUUUUCAACUUCAUUCUGUUUUUGCAGGCAUCCGCUUCGACGUGCCUUACACGAUGAUCCCGGAGACGGGGCUGUUGAAUCAGCAGUGCGAUGAAUUCAGUGGGAUUGUGGAGCGUGACAAGAGACAAUACUGGUCAGUCGUUUUGCUCUUUCCACUCUGGUUUUUCCAGACAGCCGAUUGCGAAACUUUUGAAUACAAGUUUUCGUUGCGAGAGUCGAAAAUUUCCAGUUUUUUCGGGAAAAAAGUCGCAAAAACAAUAUCAGUCGGACUAGAGUGAUGUUAUAAUUUUAAUGCAGUAGAAAAAAGAACCGUAUUUUACCCAAAAAAGUGAGAAUUGCUCCAUUUCAGCCGCUACUGCGAGCUCUGCGGCCUCAGCGAGAAGAUUGAGCAGGGCCUGAACCAAGGGGAACAUAAAUUCCUGCCAGAAGUCGCCAAAGGCGAAGAAGACGCGUUCUCCCCGAAAUGCGGCAAGAUUGGAGCCAAGGCCUAUGAGUUCAAGAGGACGAUUAACUUGCCCGGAAGGAAGGAAUUGGAGAGCAAGAUCAAGCAGAAAAUCAACGGGGUUGAUGAGGAAAUCCGCAAAAGGUUGAACAAAGGAGUAAGAUAAUGCGAAAGUAGUUUUGCACAGUCCUUCAAGACUCUAUAGAGAUUAAGGGGCUUUGGUAGUUCAGCCCCCCACGAAAGGUAGUUCAAACCCCCAAUGUUUUGUCCAUUUCACACCCCCCAUAAUUAAAAAAUUAGAAUAAUACAAAAAAUGCAAAUUAGAGUGAAAUGACCCCCGGCGUUUUAGCUCAAACCCCCAGUUACCGUCCAAGUUCGUUCUUGUGGUUCAGGCAGCGAUGAUUGUAGCCGAGAGAACCCAAUCCCGAGUAGGCGGUUCAGAUUGGAUGAGGGGGUUUAUACUGGGUCAAGGGGGGCUGAACUGGACUGGGGGGUUGUACUACCUUAGCCCCGAGAUUAAUUAUGCCAAGUUUAAAAGAAUGAUCUUGUCCGGGCGACAUUUUAUACGCGAAACUUUCAGCGCGGCCGUUUCCAAGUGUUCCUCAACUUGAUCAGCGCCGAACAGCCCGCCAUCAGUCAGAAGGCGUGGUUCGAGGGAUCGGAGCAGGUAAGAGUACCCCUAGCUUUCUUACAAACACCGUGAUUCUCCAUUUUGCUCUACCGACCUAUUCGUUUUUGCCAAUUAUAUUAUCCAUCGUCUACUUUAAUGUUCCAGUGUCGUUGCUGCAGUCCCCAGCCCGAUUCCUCAUGCCGGAACGCCUUCAACUUCCUCUACUGUAACGCCGAAGACUGUAAGAGUGCGUGGGCGCAGCAAUGUUUGCAUAAUUCGGCCAAAAUUGUGGCCUGUUACACGGUGGAGUUCAAUUAUCGGAUGACCACGAGUUACGACGAUGUUCUAGAAUUUUUGAGGGAAAACAACUACCCAAAUCAAGAUGUGGUCACCGAAGGACCUCCGACGUAAGUUUGGAGACUUUUUUGAUGGUUUCUUGGUGUUUUAGAGAAUUGCUGCAGAAUGCCAAAAAUUCAAGUUUUCGUGGUGAAACCAAAAAUUCAAAUAAUAAUGCUAAAAAUUUUAUGUCUAAUAAUUUGUACUACCAUUUAAUGUUGUUUUUGCGAUUUACUGGUGAUUUAGAGGCUUGUUGCAGAAUGCCAAAAAUUCAAGUUUUCGUGGGGAAACCAAAAAUUCAGCAAAUAGAAUGCGAAAAUUUAUCAUUCAUGGAUUUUACCGCUAUAUGAUCUUCUUUUGGUAAUUUCUCAGUGUUUUAGAAGGUUGUUGCAGAAUGCCAAAAAUUCAAGCUUUCGUGGUGAGACAAAAAUUCAACUAACAAUGCUAAAAAUUUUAUGGCUAAUAAGUUUUAGUACCAUUUAACGUUGUUUUGGCAAUUUACUGGUGAUUUAGAGGCUUGUUGCGGAAUGCCAAAAGGUCAAUUUUUUCGUGGGGAGACCAAAAAUUAAGCAAACAAUGUAUAAAAAUUUAUGAAUUGGGCUGUUAUAUAAGCAAUCUGAAUACCGGAUAUUUGUGGAAAUCUCCUUUCCGAGCGGAUUUCCGUUUCCGGAUUAAUAUUCUCCCAGAAAAGUGUGAACCAUAAUGCCGUCUUUACACUCAAAUUAAUUUUUGUUAUGACUUAUUUUCCUGUUUCAUCACACGCUAACGUUCAGUUCUAAUCCUUCAAAAAGCCGGGUAAAAUCAAAUGCUCUGUGAGAUUAACAAGAUAAAGCCAUUCACUUCAUGGGUUUGGCUAGGAUUAGUCGUAUUUGAAACGGUAAAGGACGCUAUUUUUUACUCGGAAUGAGGGUUGCAAUCCUUCAAGGUGAUAUCGAGACGAGUUGAAUGAGUUUUGGAGAAAUUUGGAAAAUUGAAUUUGGGUCCCACCACGAAAACUUGAAUUUGAAAAAAUCAGCGGUCUUUCGAUUUGAUAAUGAAGAUAGACACAGAUUGAUGUCAUUGACGUAUUUUACAAAAAGAUUUACAAUGUUUUACACAAAAAAAAUUAAAAGUGAGUCCCACCACGAAAACUUGAAUAUGAAGAAACCGGCAAUUUUUUGAUUGAGUGGUAAAGAUAGAUGCAUAUUGAUGGUGUUGACGUAUUUUACAAAAAGAUUUACAAUGUUUUACACAAAAACAGUAAAUUUGGGUCCCACCACGAAAACUUGACUUUGAAAAAAUCGGCAUUUUUUUUAAUUGGGUGAUAAAGAAAGAUUCAUCAAGAUGAAUUAAACGUAUUUUACAAAAAAAUGUGUAAUUUUUACUCCCAAAAAAUUAAAAUUGUGUCUCACCACGAAAAUAUGCCUUAAUUUUAGGAGAUUUUUCGCUUGAAAAGUUAUGAAUUUGCAGACGACAUGACGUAUUUUACAGACUUUUUGAGUUGCAUUUUCAAAAAAAAUUUAAGUUUUCAAAAAGAAAAAAAAAAUUAAAUUUUGGUCUCACCACGAAAACUUGAAUUUCCGAAUUUCUGCUUUUUUCGACCAAAAUUCCAAGCAAUGAUCGUAAAUAUUUAUGUAUUUUACAAUCAAAUAUUUUUUCGUACAGAGUGUGGAUGCAAACUUUCAAAUCUGAAAUUUAAAAGAAAAAGUUAAAUUUUGGUCUCACCACGAAAACUUGAAUUUUCGAAUUUCUGCUUUUUUCGUCCAAAAUUCCAAGCAAUGAUCGUAAAUAUUUAUGCAUUUAUGUAUCAAUUAAUCAAAUAAUUUUCCAGGACAAAAGCGCCGGCCGUGAAGCAACAAGACGGCCCGACUCCGCAACGCUGCGUCUCCCAAAUGGCGCAACGUCUGACGCAUCUGCGGAGGUACUGUACGAUCUUCUGGAACGAGAAGCUGUGUUGUCCCCAUUGCGAGGGAGUUUGUUAA
This is a messenger RNA of Bursaphelenchus xylophilus (pine wood nematode), 5541 nucleotides long. The record is from the annotation of a GenBank genome assembly. Lineage: Eukaryota; Metazoa; Nematoda; Chromadorea; Rhabditida; Aphelenchoididae.